AACCGGGAGCUGUGCACAACAUUUGACCGAGACGUGGGAGCGGCGUGUUGUGUGUCCCGAGCUUCAGGGAGACAAACAGGCAGCAGGUCGAGUUCUUCUCAACAACGGGCAGGGAUUUAAAAUACGUGGAGAGAUCGUGGAGCGGCUUCAAUGCGGCGCGUUAUUGGCGCGGAGUGACAGAUAUAAGCUGCCACCACUCACCUGUAACCAUGACAGCGGAGGAGACGAUCAACAUCAAGGAGGCGGAGGUGAUCAAGCUGAUCCUGGAUUUCCUCAACUCCAGGAAGCUGCACAUCAGCAUGCUCGCCUUAGAGAAGGAGGGCGGCGUCAUUAAUGGACUUUACUCUGAUGACAUGCUUUUUCUAAGGCAGCUGAUUCUGGACGGCCAAUGGGAUGAAGUGAUGCAGUUCAUUCAACCUCUGGAAGGAAUGGACACAUUUGACAAGAAAAGGUUCCGCUACAUCGUUCUGAAGCAGAAGUUUCUGGAAGCUCUCUGUGUAAACAAUGCCAUGUCUGCAGCCGAGGAUCCUCAGAAUCUAGAGCUCACCAUGCAGGAGGCAGUCAAGUGUCUCCACAACCUGGAGGACCUCUGCCCGUCUAAGGACGACUACAGCAAGUUGUGUCUUCUCCUCACCCUGCCUCGCCUCACCCACCACGCGGAGUUCAAAGACUGGAACCCAAGCACCGCGCGUGUCCACUGCUUUGAAGAAGCCUGCACUAUGGUUGCCGAGUUCAUUCCUGCGGACAGGAAGCUGAGUGAGGCAGGCUUCAGGGCGAGUGGGAAUCGCCUCUUCCAACUGCUCAUUAAAGGGAUCCUUUAUGAGUGCUGUGUCGAGUUCUGUCAGAGUAAAGCGACUGGAGAGGAAAUCACAGAGGGGGAGGUGCUGCUCGGCGUGGAUCUGCUCUGUGGGAACGGCUGUGAUGAAGUGGAUUUGUCGCUGCUCUCCUGGCUGCAGAACCUCACUCCAGGUGCCUUCUCCUGCGCCUUCCAGCAGAAGACCCUCAACAUCCAUGUGGACCGACUGGUGAAGCCCAGCAAGGCGGGCCACGCCGACCUCCUGACUCCAAUAAUCAACCGCCUGUCUCCCUGCCCUGCCUCACCCUUUCGCCAGAGGCCUCAUUCAGCCGAUACCUACAUGUCCAGAUCUCUCAAUCCAGCUCUGGACGGCCUGUCCCACGGUCUGGCCGCACAGGACAAGAGAGGCAUGGAGGCAAACGUGAAGUCUACUCUCAGUCGGAGCCUGGUGGAGAAUAAUGUGCAUCAGCAAGACGAUUCGCCUGAGAGGAAGCAGCCACAAAGACUGGAUGGUCCCAACAUCACACGCACACCCCUGACUCCUGGAAAAGAUGGUGGGCCGCCCUGCAGCACAGAAACAAACGAGCCUGGUGACUCUACUGAGCACAUACAGGAGUUUUACAGGCAGCGCCUCCGCGUGCAGCAACAUCUGGAACAGAAGCAGCAGCAGAGGCAGCUUUACCAGCAGAUGCUGCUGGAGGGAGGAGUGAAGCCACAAGAUGGAGCCAAACACAACCUCACAGAGACCUUUCUCAGCAGGUCCAUUCAGAAGUUGGAGGAGAUGAAUGUGGGUAUUGACCACAUAGGAGACGAGGUGAUGACACAUCUGGGCCAGCAGUGGAACGGACUGGCAGGAAACGACAGUGUCUCUAGUCCUCAGACGACCAACACUGGCCAUACUCCAGACACUGGGCUGCAGAGGGACAAGCAUGGUGGUGUGAGCAGCAGUACUCCAUUAAGGACCGGCAGCCACGACUUGCCUUCCCUCAGCGAGUCUCCAGUUCCUGUCAGUCGCAGUGCCGAGAGGAUCAGAGCAUCGUGUCCCACGCCGCAAGACGAUUCAGGCUGCACUACGACACGCAGCCCACAGGAGCUGGGGAAAUCCAAAACACAGUAUUUUAAAGUGAGCCAGCUCGAGGACACACAGGCAGUGCGUGCAGUGGCCUUCCACCCUUCAGGAGCUCUCUAUGCUGUCGGCUCCAAUUCAAAAACCCUGAGAGUCUGCGCCUACCCAGAGACCCUGCCUACCAGUAGCUCCGGUACAGUUAAGCAGCCAGUUGUGCGCUUCCGGCGAAACAAACACCACAAGGGCUCAAUCUACUGUGUAGCCUGGAGCCACUGUGGACAACUGCUGGCCACUGGCUCCAAUGAUAAAUAUGUCAAAGUCCUGCCUUUCAAUGCAGACAGCUGCAAUGCCACAGGCCCAGACCUGGAGUUCAGCAUGCACGAUGGCACCAUCAGAGACCUGGCCUUCUUGGAGGGUCCCGAGAGUGGAGGAUCCAUUCUGAUCAGCGCUGGUGCGGGAGACUGCAACAUCUACACAACUGACUGUCAGAGAGGACAAGGCCUUCACGCACUGAGCGGACACACUGGCCACGUUCUGACUCUGUACACAUGGGGAGGGUGGAUGAUCGCCUCCGGCUCGCAGGACAAGACGGUUCGUUUCUGGGACCUUCGGGUGCCCAGCUGUGUGCGGGUGGUGGGCACAACUCUGCACGGCUCAGGCAGUGCAGUCGCUUCAGUAGCAGUGGAUCCCAGUGGCCGCCUGCUUGCCACCGGUCAGGAGGACAGUACCUGUUUGUUGUACGACAUAAGAGGAGGACGCAUAGUGCAGACGUACCGUCCCCACAGCAGCGACAUACGCUCUGUGCGAUUCUCGCCAGGAGCCCAUCAUCUUCUGACCGGCUCCUAUGACAACAAAAUAAUCAUCAGUGACCUGCAAGGUGAUCUAACAAAGCCCCUCCCUCAGACAGUGGCAGGGGAACACUGGGACAAGGUGAUCCAGUGCAGGUGGCACCCCCAUGAUGGGACCUUCCUUUCCUCAUCUGCAGAUAAAACUGUCGUCCUCUGGGCUACAGGUUCCUAAAAGUCCAGGAGAGAAACACUGGUUAGAAGCAGCAGCAGCAGCAAGCACAACAGUGUUCACAAACAACCCAGAGUGGGAUCACUUACUGUUGUGAGGUGUGUGUGUAUGUGUUCAAUCAGUUUAUUCAUAUAUAUAUUAGGAUCUAUGUAUGUGGCUCAGUUUAAAGGUGUGUGUAAGGUGUGCAUACUGUAUAAAUGUAUGUGUGUGUGUGUGUGUGUGUGUGAACAUUACCAUGAGCAUGACAUUAAGUCACUUCACAAAUAUUAGUCUGUACUUUCCACUAAAGUACUAAAAUAUUCACUGUGCCCAUGUGUAUAGAAUUCUGGAUGACAUGUUUGUUUUCACCACCGUGGUGGGAGGCAAAGCUUCUGCUCAAAUAAACGGUGCCAGUGUCAAGCCAUCAGAGUUCACUGUGCACUUUAAAUCCACAUAGUUAGAGCAAUAUAUCGUUGAACUUUACAAACUGAAUAUAUGCAAUGCUUACAAUAGCCCUUGGAGCUCUUCACGAGUAUGGAAAGAACCAGAGAGGACAUUACAAACCUGCAGUAUUCUGAUAUAUUUGAUAAAUUCCUUCCCCCUAUGCUUAAACAUCAAAAUAAAACCAUGUAAAAGAACCAGAAAUUGGGUUAAAAGUUGGUUAACAAUGGAUUCCGUUCCUGAUGCUAUGACAUGAUCACUACACGCAUGGAAUUUGUUGCCUGCAGGUUCUCAUCACUCAUCACUCUUCUCUGCUUGCUUAGAGUGUGUUUUAUGGUGUUGAAGUGUUGGAUGAUGGGACUGUGUGACGUCAGCUACAGGAGCUCUAUACACAAACGUGUGUGUGCGUGUGUGUGUGUGUGUGUGUGUGUUUGUGUGUGUUUAAUACCUUCCUGCUUUUAGCUUUGUAAGUAGUACAUGAAGAUGAAAUGGCAAAGAUGUAUUUAGGAUUUAGAGACGACUGAAAAUGCCUGUAUUCAAAAGGGCAUGAGUACAUUCACUGUAAGCACACUUUCAAUUAAGUUAGUCUAUUUUCAAAAAGUGUCAACUCUCUCUCUCAUGUAAUUCAGUCAUUGUCACAGCUCACCUCAGAGGUAACAGUGACCUGGACUGACAGAAGCCACUUUGAUUAUGCACAUCAUAAUGUGCCUUUUUUUGUAACAUUUAUAGACAGAGCUUGAAUUAAUUUAUUUGCUGCUUUAUCUUAAUCACAUGCCUUUAAUGUAUACAUUUUGCAACGUCAUGCAGGAAAUGAUCAGCCACUAGGCACCUGUUUAAAAGUGUUUCCCCUCCAUUUGUUUUUAUUGUAAAAUUUGGAGGAUGCUUUAUACAAAGGUUGAAAAUAUAGCAUGUUCAGGUUUGACAUUUCUGUAAUAAACAAAAGAAUAUUAUAAGUGUCGCAACCACAAAAAAAAACGCACAUUGUUACAUAUUUGGCAACCACAAGCAUCAUGAAAACAGCCAAUA
Messenger RNA from Solea senegalensis (Senegalese sole), 4325 nucleotides. Its product is annotated as WD repeat-containing protein 47-like. The transcript is spliced from 16 exons. The coding region runs from base 210 to 2882 and encodes 890 amino acids. Gene Ontology annotation, molecular function: protein binding. The record is from RefSeq and is a predicted model, not a curated record. Lineage: Eukaryota; Metazoa; Chordata; Actinopteri; Pleuronectiformes; Soleidae.